Messenger RNA from Strongylus vulgaris, 1134 nucleotides. Lineage: Eukaryota; Metazoa; Nematoda; Chromadorea; Rhabditida; Strongylidae. The record is from the annotation of a GenBank genome assembly.
AUGGGCAAUUAUCAUUGGCGAACAUUCGAGGAAGUUGAUAGGAGGACAAACAUGAUCGCAUCUGCUCUAAUUUCUCUAGGUCUUAAGCCUAAGGAUGAGAUUGUGCUAUUUGCUGAAACUAGAGAGGAAUGGAUGACCACCGCACUCGCUUGCUUCAAAAGCUCUUUUCCUGUCGUGACGGUAUACGCAACGCUCGGAGAAGAAGCAGUGGAGUAUGCUCUCAGCGAAGUUAAGCCAAAAGUUGUCUUUACUUCAGAAAACCUCAUUCCCAAGGUCCAAAAAGCACUGAAAGACGGUGUUAGCGUGGAGACAGUAAUCUUUUUCGAAAGCCCAGAUCCAGAGACUGAUGUGAUUGAAAAUAAAAGUACUCCCACGGAUGUGGCUGUGAUUAUGUACACGUCUGGAACGACUGGAAAUCCGAAAGGAGUGAUGAUUACACAUGAAAAUAUUGUGGCGGCUGCAGCCGGACAAGGAGAUGUCAUUCCGCUUGUUGAAAACGAUACAUACAUCGGCUAUCUUCCCCUAGCCCAUAUUUUAGAAGUUUGUGGAGAAUUGGUGACACUUACAAAGGGAGUUCGCAUAGGUUACUCUUCGGCUCAGACAUUGUUCGAUCGUGCCCCUAAAAUUAAGAAGGGCACACGUGGUGAUUGUUUCGCCUUAAAGCCAACUCUGAUGGCUUGUGUACCGGCUGUUAUGGACAGAAUUCACAAGGCUGUGAUUGAAGAAGUGAACUCGAAUAGUCUACUUUUCCGCGAGAUGUUCAAAGCAUGCUACGAGAGAAAACGGGCGAGAUACGAAGAGGGUUAUACUAGUUUUAUCCUAAACAAAUUCAUGAACAUAUGCUUCUGUUGCCCCGUCAUUCAAGGUUAUGGUUUGACAGAGACGUGCGGAGGUGGCACUCUAGCAGAUGCUCACGAUCUUUCUACAGGAAGUGUUGGGCCACCGCUUUCAUGCUGUGAAAUUUUAUUGGAGGAGUGGCAAGAAGCUGGUUACUCCCCAAAGAACGAAAAACCACAGGGAGAAAUCCUAAUCGGCGGUAAAAACGUCGCAUUAGGAUAUCUUAACAAUGAAGAAAAGACAAAGGAAGACUUUGUUUAUCGCAACAACAAGAGAUUUUUCGCUACCGGCGACAUU